Athene cunicularia (burrowing owl) is the source of this 1992-nucleotide messenger RNA. RefSeq names its product peroxisomal trans-2-enoyl-CoA reductase (gene PECR). Gene Ontology annotation, biological process: phytol metabolic process. The transcript has 8 exons. Bases 130 to 852 code for a protein of 240 amino acids. Lineage: Eukaryota; Metazoa; Chordata; Aves; Strigiformes; Strigidae. The record is from RefSeq and is a predicted model, not a curated record. Gene Ontology annotation, molecular function: trans-2-enoyl-CoA reductase (NADPH) activity. Gene Ontology annotation, cellular component: peroxisome.
GUAGCACCCAGCAAGCACCACCAAACUGCAGAGGAUUUUCUGCAUACAGGUUGCAGUGUUGUUAUUGCCUCUCGUAAAUUUGACCGAUUAAAAGCUGCUGCAGAAGAACUGAAUAAAACAUUUUCUUCCAUGAGUCCUGCUGAAGUGACUCCCAUACAGUGCAAUAUUCGCAAAGAAAAUGAGAUACUGUUUCAGGUAGAAGCUUUGGUGAAGUCUACACUGAGUCUACAUGGGAAGAUUGACUUCCUGGUGAAUAACGGAGGGGGCCAGUUCCCAAGUCCUUCUGAAGCCAUCAGUGCUAAAGGCUGGAAUGCUGUGAUCGACACAAAUCUGACAGGGACCUUCUACUGCUGCAAAUCAGUGUACAAUGCCUGGAUGCAGGAACAUGGAGGAGUCAUUGUCAACAUUACUGCUGCCGUGAGAAAUGGGUUUCCUGGAAUGUCGCAUACAGGAGCUGCAAGAGCUGCAGUCAGUAACCUGACCAAGACUUUAGCUUUAGAAUGGGCCCACAGUGGAGUAAGAAUCAACAGUGUUGCUCCUGGAUUAGUAUUUUCAGAAACUGCUGUUGCAAACUAUGGAGAACAAGGUGCAAUGAUGUGGUUAAAGAGCAUACCAAAGGUUCCUGCCAAGAGGUCAGCUGUUCCUGAGGAGAUCUCGUCUGCAGUGUGUUUCCUACUGUCUCCAGCUGCUUCUUACAUAACUGGGAUAACCAUGGUUGUGGAUGGUGGCCAGAGUUUAUAUAGCUCCAUCUUAGAAAUACCCGAUCAUGACAGAUGGCCCUCACCACCAGAAGGAAAAAAUUCUGAAAUGCUUAAAAAGCUGCUUUCUGGCAAGUUCAAGCCAAAGCUGUAAAAGAUUUCACCGUGUUCUCAGUUGCACACUUGCUGAUAAGCUUUCUUUGUGAUUUGGGCUUAUUAAUUUCAGUAAUGUAAUUUUUUUUGCUCAUACAUAACUACAUUGAGUGCCUUGAUUUUCAUUGGUUUAUGUUUAAAACUUGAAAGGCUGUACAUAGAAAUUUCUUUGAAAACACUCACUGCCCUGAAAACAUUUAGUCUUUUUGGAAGGGAAGGUAUAAAAUAUAAAUUCUCCAUUUGCACAGGCAUUAAGUAAUGAUGAAUCUCAGUCAGAAGUGUAUAAAAAAAAUUACUUAUUUUGACAUGAAGUGGGCAGAGGGAAUAUUUUGGAAUCCUUCUGUUCUGGAUGAAUGUUAUUGCAUCAGUAACCCUUGAGGUAGCUGUUAGCCCUAUGCUAUUUCUGUUCAGCCACACACCAGGUGUUCAGUGAUGAUUGUGAAGACUGUGUAGGUAUUUCUCUGAAAAGAAUUUAAAAUAAGUCAGAAUACUGUUAUUAAUGCUUCAUACUAAUGUAGCAUAUCAUUUUGGGAAUGUUUUGAAUUGUUUGCAGAUACAAUGACAUAAUGGAGUUGAGCUGUCUGCAACAAAUUUGAUAAUAGAAUCAUCAGAUAAUAAGCUUUUACAUACAGUGAUGGAACACAGUAUAGAUUCAACAAUUUAACAUGCAAAAGCUGUAUCUUACAGUGCUUUCUGCAGUAUGCUGUACUGUUGAAGGAGAAACUCUGAAUCCUUCAUUUACCAGUUAAAAUGCUUUCUAUCUAUACUGUGUUGUCUUCAAUGUUAGCAUAAUUUUGUUCAUCAGUAUCUCUAAAAUAGGUGUGAUUUUUGUGAUCAAUGCAGAGAUUCCAUUUAAAAACCAGAAAUCUUGCAAUUUGUCACUUGAAGAGGCUAUAUUUGUCGUUACUUUUAAAAUUCACUUUAAGGCAAGUGUUCCCAUGUCUCAAAACUUUUAUCAAAAUACAAAAAAUAAGUUACUGUGGUUGUUUUUAAAAAGUGAAAUUUGUGGAAUCAAGUUCCUGGUAUAGAAAUGACCUCUAAUACUUCAUUUUGGAUUGAAUGUAAGAGUAUCUGCCAGUUGUAUGUUCUCUGCAAGGUGUUUGAAUGCUGUGUCUUUCAUUAAAAUAUGGGAACUUACAUA